AUGGCUGCUAGUCUUUCGGAGUUCUACUCAAACCGGAAGAUGGAAGACAUCACCAACAGACAUAAAAAGCACAAGCUAGAUAAUAAGAAGACAUGCUAUCCAAUGCAGGAAAGACUGCCUUCUCCUCUGUCUCCUUGUUGCUCGGAGUCUCCCCCUCUGAAGCAUCGCAAUAAGUCAGUGCUGUUUGUAUUGAACAAAAACCAGCUGUAUGAAGCUUCGCCCUUGUUGACUCCAAAAGAUGAGGACGAUGAUGACGACGUUGACUACGAUCUUGCAUGUGCUGCUGCGGUAGAUGAGCACGAUUCGUUGCAUCCCAUGGAUGACAACAAGCGUCUUGACGCAAACCCUGAUUACGCUGCCUUGACUUCUACAUUGUCGCUUUUGAAUCGCACAAAAGAAGACAUAAGCGGCGAGAUUGUUGCGCUUUCGCAGCUCAGAACGAAAGCUGAGACUGCCUCCAAGCUGGACUUGGUGGCUUUCUUCAUGGAGCUCAUUGGCGACCGCAAACAAUUGCCAGCUCAGCACAAAGUGAUCAAGGCUCCUACCAUUCAGUGGAGCCAAUACCACCCGGAGAUGGCGUCAGUGUCUUUUGCUGACGGCGACGCCACGAACGAAUGUAAUGAAAAGCGGCUAUUCAGAACGUUGUCGAUGUUUGAACCAUCUCCAUGA
Molecule: messenger RNA, 669 nt
Organism: Australozyma saopauloensis
Lineage: Eukaryota; Fungi; Ascomycota; Pichiomycetes; Serinales; Metschnikowiaceae
Exons: 1
Coding region: 1-669 (222 amino acids)
Source: RefSeq, a predicted model, not a curated record